AUGUUUAGAUUCUAUCAGAAAGUACAAUAAUUAUAAUAAGUACAUUUUAUCAAUAUUUUUGAGAUUUAGCAAAAGAUUUUUUAUUUUUUCUUUAAAUAUUCUAAAUAUACAUUCCUUAGAAAUGAUUAAGGACUUAUCUAAAAUUGUAAAUUUAAGAUCAUUAAAAGUGGUUUAAGAUUUAAAAUAUCCUUUUAAGUUCAUAAAGAAUUAGUUAAAUUCAAUAAUCGUGAUAAUUGGUCAAUAUCUUCAUUCCUAUAACCAAACUCAAGAUUUUUAUAAUUGAAAGAUGAAUAGAAUUUGAAAAUAGACCUAUUAUUGUUAUAUUAUUUAAAGGACUUACUGAAAAAAUUGAUGAAGCAAGAUCACCAGCUCAAAUUAGUAACUUUGAUUAAAACGUUUCAUAAAUUACAUAAAAUUUUAAUAUAGCAGCAUAUUUUAAAUUACCUCUUAAUUAUUUGA
Molecule: messenger RNA, 459 nt
Organism: Paramecium sonneborni
Lineage: Eukaryota; Ciliophora; Oligohymenophorea; Peniculida; Parameciidae
Source: the annotation of a GenBank genome assembly